AACUGAUCUUGCAAAGAAUUGAUUGUCAUUGCUCAGUGACAGAAGGGAAAUGGCAGGCAAGAAGAAAGAAAUCCAGCUCCAGACCGUAAUAACCACUCAAGACCAGUGGGAUGAAAUGCUGCAGAUAAAGGGUAUAGUAGUAAUAGAUGUGUAUCGAGCUUGGUGUGGUCCUUGCAAAGCUGUGAUGAAUUUAUUCAGAAAACUAAGGAUUGACUUUAGUGAUGACAAUAUGCUGCAUUUUGCUGUGGCAGAAGCUGAUGGCAUUGAGACUCUGAAACCAUUUAGGAGGAGCUGUGAACCUGUGUUUCUUUUUUGCGUUCAUGGUAAAAUUCUUGCCAUGGUGAAAGGUGUAAAUGCUCCUCUCAUCAUUAAGACAGUAACAGAGCUAGUACAAGAAGAGAGGGAAAUUGCAGCUGGAGAAAAGGAACGUGCUGAGGUAGAAGAACUCAUUUUUCCAGAAGAUGGUUCAUCAGAAGGGUCUGCUGAGGAGGCUGUAGAGGAGGAAGUACUCACUUAUUCUGUUGGAAUUAUAAAACCUGAUGAUGUCUUAGCAGGACGUGUAGAAGAAAUUAAGAAAAAGAUUAGAGAUGCAGGAUUUGACAUUAAAGCAGCAGAGGAGAGAAUGCUUACAGAAGAGCAAAUCAGAGUAUUUUAUGCCCGGAAUAAAGAUGAGCCUGACUUUGACGCAUUUGUUAAAUUCAUGAUGAGUGGACCAUGCCAUGUUUUGAUAAUCAGUAAACUAGAAGCAACUGAUGCUAUUCCUCAAUGGAAAGAACUACACAAAACAAGUGAGUCUGGUGAGCCUGAGGAGCCAGCCAAGGUGCCAGCAGUCCCAGAAACUGAGAGUCUGGUAAAUUUAUGUGAUGUGCAGGACAGUGUUGAAGAUGCCAGCAGACAACUUGCCUUCUUUUUCCCAAAUUUUCAUAUAAAUGCAGAACAUGCUGAAAGGACUUUGGCCAUAAUUAGACCUACUCUCCUGAAGGAAAGGCGAGAUUCCAUCAUGCAAAGGAUAAAGGACGAUGGUUUCCAAAUAGCAAUGCAGAAGGAAAUAAUUCUGUCUGAGGAACAAGUACGUACAUUUUACAGCGAGCAUGUAGAUCAAGACUACUUCCCAGCCCUUCUAGAGCAAAUGACCAGUGGUCCAACUCUUGUAUUGGCUCUAACACGAGAAAAUGCUGUAUCACACUGGAGGAAUUUACUUGGUCCAAAGACUCUUGAAAAGGCUAAGGAAAAUCCAGAGAGUUUGCGUGCACAGUAUGCAUUUGAAAACAUACCUAUCAAUCAGCUGCAUGGCAGCUCUACACUCAGUGAUGCUCAGAAGGAACUAGAGUUCUUCUUCCCUGAGGAACAAACCCUUGCAUUAAUCAAACCUGAAGCUGCUAAGACUCAUAAAGAUGAAAUUAUGAAUAAAGUUAAAGAGGCUGGAUUUAACAUCUCAAAGAUAAAAGAACAAGCUUUAACUCGUGAAAUGGCUGCACAGAUUUACAAGGAUCACCAAGGAAAACCCUUUUUUGAGGAGUUGGUGAACUGUAUGACAGAGGGUCCAUCAGUGAUAAUGGUCUUAUCAAAGGAAAAUGCUGUGGAAGAGUGGAGGAACCUAAUGGGCCCAGCUGAUCCAGAAGAGGCAAAGAAGACCUGUCCUGAAUCAAUUCGGGCUCAGUUUGCACAUGAUAUUUUGUCUAAUGCUGUUCAUGGAUCAUCUAAUGUAGAACACGCAGAGAGAAGCAUUCAUUUUGCAUUUGGAGAGCUGGAUGCAGACUAAACAAUUAAGAUACAGUCUAUGAAAAUUUAUAUUCACAUAAUUAGAUGUAUUUGUCUACCUAAACACUAUUUUUAAGACUAGAUGACUACUACUUACUUUUUCUUCACACUUCAUCCAAUUUUAGUAGGGCACUUUUGUUAUCAGCUCUUCCAUAUUGCAAAACUUAUCAAUGUAACAAGUAAUGCCUGCUAGGAGUUUGACAUCAGUAAUGGCUUCUUUUUGUAUGCUCAGUAGAUGCUUUUUCUUUUACCAUUUUAACAGAUUUAUGCCUUUCCAAUGGUUCCAGGAUUCUAAAGUGUUUUGUGUAUAGCUACUUUUAAAAGAAUAAGGAAGAACAAGGGUCAAGGAAGGUGACUAAAACACUAUUAAUGGCACAUCCUCUGUGAUGUAGAUCAAGUCCUGCAGUUCCAAAUGUGAGCCAAAUGGGGCUCCUGGGCCCACUGGCCAACUGUAAAUGUGUACAUCCCUGGUGAGACCACUCUGGGCUAUUAAGGUCUGUUGGCUCUGUCAGGGCCCUGAAAAACAUUUGCAUUGUUUAUUUAUCCUUUUCCUAAAUAUCUUCUAAUGAUUACUGUCACAAGUAGGAUAAUAAACUAAAGGGUCCUUUCCAGUCCAUUUACUCAAUUCAAAUAUAUCAGAGGAAGUAAAAUAUAAAACAAGCUCUUACAUAACAUCUAGUCUCAACAUGUACCUCCUUGCCAAACUAGCGAGUUCAUAUCCUGUACAGUCUAAGUUGGCUGGCCUUCAUGAAGAGCACAAAUAUUAUUCUGUAGCUGAUGUAUUCUCACUUUUUGAGCCUGUUGAAGGUUGAGAUUUUAAAGAAUGGGAUUCACUUAAAGUAAUUUAGUUACAUUGUUGAUUUUAAGUGUGAAGUCUAGAAAGAAUGAAAUCCGUCUCAUUCUUUAUUGUUCCUAAUGUAUUUACUACAACUAGCUGCAAUAAAGAACUUCCUGACAAAUA
Messenger RNA from Parus major (Great Tit), 2722 nucleotides. It is a transcript of the gene NME8, whose product is annotated as NME/NM23 family member 8. The coding region runs from base 50 to 1762 and encodes 570 amino acids. Gene Ontology annotation, molecular function: nucleoside diphosphate kinase activity. The transcript has 16 exons. The record is from RefSeq and is a predicted model, not a curated record. NCBI's taxonomy places the organism in Eukaryota, Metazoa, Chordata, Aves, Passeriformes, Paridae. Gene Ontology annotation, biological process: CTP biosynthetic process; GTP biosynthetic process; UTP biosynthetic process.